Telopea speciosissima is the source of this 419-nucleotide messenger RNA. RefSeq names its product stress-response A/B barrel domain-containing protein HS1-like. Bases 51 to 380 code for a protein of 109 amino acids. Gene Ontology annotation, biological process: pollen tube adhesion. The transcript is spliced from 2 exons. NCBI's taxonomy places the organism in Eukaryota, Viridiplantae, Streptophyta, Magnoliopsida, Proteales, Proteaceae. The record is from RefSeq and is a predicted model, not a curated record.
GAAUAGACAAGGAGGGAAGCAUUGAGAGAGAGAGAGAGAGAGGUGCUACGAUGGAGGAGGCAAAGGGAGUUGUGAAGCAUAUAUUGUUGGCCAGGUUCAAGGACGACAUCCCACCUGAAAAGAUAGUCGAACUCAUCAAAGGUUAUGCCAAUCUCGUCAGUCUCAUUGAACCCAUGAAGGCUUUCCAAUGGGGAACAGAUGUAAGCGCAGAGAACCUGCAUCAAGGAUUCACACAUGUGUUUGAGUCUACUUUCGAGAGUGUGGAAGGAGUUGCAGAGUAUGUUGCACACCAAGCCCAUGUUGAAUUCCUAAACUUGUUCUUUCCAGCAUUGGACAAGGCCAUCAUUGUUGACUACAAACCCACCUUUGUCAAACUCUAAAUCAAUCAAAGUUUCUGAUAUUUCAAUAAUUUCUUUCUG